This is a messenger RNA of Fusarium pseudograminearum CS3096, 1629 nucleotides long. RefSeq lists its product as uncharacterized. NCBI's taxonomy places the organism in Eukaryota, Fungi, Ascomycota, Sordariomycetes, Hypocreales, Nectriaceae. Bases 1 to 1629 code for a protein of 542 amino acids. The record is from RefSeq and is a predicted model, not a curated record. The transcript is spliced from 3 exons. Gene Ontology annotation, molecular function: GTPase activity; GTP binding.
AUGUCAGACCCAUUAAGCAUAUCGGCUUCAAUAGCAGGCCUCAUCAGCCUGUCAACUGUAGUGUACCAAACACUUACGAAUUUCGCCGACAAGGUCGACAGAGCACCCAAGUCCGCCCAAGACAUUCUUCAUGCUGUGACGGAAAUGCGGUUUGCCUUAGUGUCGAUGUCUGAUCUCGUCGAUAGAUUCUCCCGCAUCUCUGCUAGACGCAAGGUCAUGGUACAGCUGGACCAUCUUGUUAUUUCUUUGAGCCGCGCUGUCAUGACUUUCACAGACCUGGAGUUAUUUCUCAGCGACUGGCCAGAGAUUUCAUCAAUGCAGAGUUCAGCGUGGAGGCGCAUUCGAUGGGCCAUGAAAGAAGACAAGGCUACGCACUUGAUCAAGAGGUUGUCGGAGAAUAAAAUUGCUUUUGUGCUUAUACUUAGUAUUUUGCAGAGCGAAUCAGACUUUGAGGCGCACACGUCAAGUCAAGCUUUAAUUGAGCAGAUGGACACGAUAAUAGCUGAAAAUCGGGAAAUGCGAAUUUUUAUGGAUCAGAUUGGCAAUGAUCUGCAGAGCAUUGCUGGAUCUGUUUAUAUACCAGGCGACGCAUCUACCAUAGGGUCUCCCAUUGUUCCUGGAUCACUCGCCCGUAUACCAACAGCUCUUCAUCCACCAGUUCAGCGUCCAAAUCUAGUUUCGUAUUUCAACGAUCAAUCUUUCGACCGAGCCACAGGAAGCAACAAUGUAUCGGAGACACAGCUCUUAGUGCCAUCAACAUCAGAGGACAGAUUUGCCUCGCGUUCUUUCCAUGCCCCCACUCACGCGUCAAAGAGGUCCUUCUCCAUUAUCCUGAAAAAGAGUUGGGUGUACAAAAGGGUCAGAACAUAUUCCCUGGACCUUUCGCUGAACAGUUCGACAUUGCAGAACAGGGCCUGGUCCAUGUUUUCUGGUGUCAGCCUCAACGAUGUGUCAGUUAUAUCCUUCAUUCGUCUACCACUGAGACUAUCAGAUAUUCCCCAUGAUGCUUGGUAUUGCCGUGCGCCCAGAGAAGUGUCUCCAAAUUACCAGACCUUGGGAGCAGAUGAUCCUUUUGUCAUUGCGGUUGUGGGUGAGAACAUGUCUGGAAAGACAUCCUUAGUCGACAGGAUCUGUAGUAAUAAGCGUGGGGAUAAGUUCACCCCUUCUAAUAAUUCAACAAUCGAGCUUAGACGUCGACUUGAGUCCCUUCACGAAGGCCAUCAGUACCCGGUAGAACUAAUUGACACCGCAGGGCUGGAUUGCUUCCAGCCUCUCGUUGAUGAGGCUAUUGCUGAAUCCCAUGGCGUCAUUAUCACAUGCCCAGCGAUAGAUGCUGACAUAGGAGUGCUGUCGAGACUGUACGAAAGGGCAAAGGUUAGAGGAUCUAUUGCCAGCGCCCAAGACAUUACCCCAGUCGUUAUUGCAAUCACAAAGCACGAUCUGGCGACUGAUUGGUUAGAUGAGUCAACAGUCCUUCGAGUCAAAGACUUUGCCAAAGACAAAGGAAUCGAUUUGUAUAUUACUUCAGCAAUGAAGGAUAGUGGCAUUACUGAUGUGUUUGGUGGCAUAUUUAAGUCAUUGGUAAAAAACACUACCAGAACGCCUUGUCUACUAGGCUGGAAGGAGUAG